AUGGCGCGAGGUGGAGAAGAAGUACGAGCAGGAGCAGCAGGCGCAGCAGCAUCGGAAGUGGCAGCAUCAACAGACGUGUCCGCCACGGCUUCCCCGGAGGAUGGCGUUGGAGACGCGGCCGCAACGGCCGGACGUCUUGCCGCAACGGCCGGACGUCUUGGUGCUGGAGAAGGCGAGGGGUCCGCGAAGGACAGCAGCGACGACGACGACAGCGACGGCCGUGGCAACGGCGGUACCGCGGUACCCGGGCCAGACGGCGAGCUCGGCUCCGCCGCAUCCCCUGCGACCACCACCAGAGACCGGGACGAACGCUCAGGAAAGCGCGAGGGCGGACCCAGGGGCAGCGGUGACGACGACGUAGGCGACGACCGUGCUGGAGGAGAAAAACUCGCGACGCCUAUAGCAGCUGGGAGUAGUACCCAUCUGCAGGCCAGCUCGUCUACCAUCGAACUUUGCAGCAUGCGCAGCACGGCUGCUGCAAAGAUUCAGAGUCUAGUGCCAAUGUUCCAAGCCUACAAGCGGUAUGAGAGGGCAUGGAACGACGCAUGGAACGCUAACAGGGGGGCCCGCAGGGCUCGCCGCAGAGCUCGCAACGCCUUGAAAAACACCAAUCACCCCGUGGCGGCGAUGGGGCAAGAUGGAGCGAUAGUCGGCGGCGUCGAGGUUGAUCAGGCCGUGGUGGUUGAUCAGGCGGUGGCCGGCGACGCCGCGGUUGAUCAGGCGGCCGUCGGCGACGUCGGGGGGAAAGCAGGAGCAGCAUCAGCCGGAAUCGAAGCAGUAGCAGGAGACAACGCAGCCAUGGUUCGACAGGGGGCGGCUGUUGGGGACGUGGCCGCGGAGCCCGGGCAAGAGGACAAGCUCGCCGACGCUCCACCCCGUAUGGCCGGCACAAGCAGGCCCAACAAGGCAUCGAUGGCGCGCCGUACCACCAAGGCUCGUAGCCCCAAGUCGCCACUUCCGGCCGUCCGCGCGCAAGACCGUCGGGGUGAAGCGCUCGCAUUCGACGGUGUCGAAGCCGGCGGCAAGGCAGCCAGGCCAGGCGGCGGGGCCUCCCGUCAAGGCGGCAAGACGUGCCGAGAAAGGCGGCAAGUUGGGCUCCGCGCCGACCAAUGCCAAGAGAGUCGCCGAGGACUGUCCAUCGAAAAUAACCGAAAAGGCACGCAAGGACUACCUCCCCGCGUCGGCAUCGGUGCCUCGUCUAAGUGGUGCAAACACGGCGCGGACGAAGGCCCCGGCGAGGGCGAUCCGGCGUUCCCCGCCCGCAAAGCUCUCGCCGGGGCAGUGGGAACGCACAGCCCAAGCACCGAGGCCGAGUAUCGGCAGGUCAUACGAAUCGGCGUUCGUGCCGUGGCGUCCGCGGGCGAGCGAGGCGGACUUCCAACCUCAGCUGACUCCAACAGGGACAAGCUCACGUCCAGAUACGCUUCCUCCGAAGAGAAAGUGCGUCUGGGACGAGAUAAGGCCCGAGACUUUGAGCGCCAGCCGCGAUGUCCAGCCCACAAUGCGGUCACGGCGGGCAUACGGCAGCAUGCAAAGACCCAGUCCGAGUAUGCAUAG
Messenger RNA from Ectocarpus siliculosus, 1557 nucleotides. The record is from the annotation of a GenBank genome assembly. Lineage: Eukaryota; Phaeophyceae; Ectocarpales; Ectocarpaceae.